GCUUCUCGGCAGUGGCCGUGGCCGUUACCGUUGCCUCCAGGCGACUCUGGCGGCGGCGGCGGCUCCCGGCUCUCAGAGAGGAGCGGGGCGCCUUUCGUCCGUGGCCGCCUCGAGCAAAUCAGCGCUGGGACCGGGGAGGCGAGACGGCGGCGGUGAAGGGUCGUGCCCUGUCCCCCUCCCCCUCGCCUCCAGCCCCCGGGCGGCUGCGGACUCCGGGUAGCCCCGGGGCGGCGGCCGAGGCGGCGGAGCCGACGGCGGGGGAUGGCGAGAUAGCGGCGCGGGAGCGGCCCGACUGACUGCAUUGCUGGACGAUGGAUGUUUACUUUCGAUGGAGACGACCAUCCCGGGUGGUGGACUGUAAAAGAAUGAGGACUGGUUCAAGUUUCCAUUGGCUCUUAGUAUCAUUUAUUCUUCUGUAUCUAAUGAAUCAAGUAAAUAGCCAGAAGAAGGGGGCUCCUCAUGAUUUGAAAUGUACAACUAACAAUCUACAAGUGUGGAACUGUUCCUGGAAAGCACCCUCAGGAGCAGGUCAUGGUGCUGUUUACGAAUUUUGCAUUGGAAACAGGUCCCAGUCUUGUUCUCAUUUGGUAAACACAAAUACUAAAAUCCAAGCUCUUUUACCUGGUGAUCAUGAAAUAACAAUAAAUCCUCUACAUGAUUUUCGAAGUUCUAGAAGUAAAUUUAUACUAAAUGAAAAAAGUGUUUCCUUAAUUCCAGACACUCCUGAGAUCUUGAAUUUGUCUGCUGACUUUUCAACUUCUACAUUACACCUAAAAUGGAAUGACAAGGGAUCUGUUUUUCCACAUCACUCAGAUGUCAUCUGGGAAAUCAAAAUUCUACGUAAAAAGAAUAUGGAAAUCGUAAAAUUAGCAACCCUCAACACAACUCUGAAUGGUAAAGAUACAGUUCAUCACUGGAGUUGGACCUCGGACAUGCCCUUGGAGUGUGCCACACAUUAUGUGGGAAUUAGAUGCUACAUUGAUGAUCUUCAUUUUUCUGGUCACAAAGAGUGGAGUAAUUGGAGCCCACUGAAGAACGUUUCCUGGUCUCCUGAUUCUCAUCCUAAGGUUUUUCCUCAAGACAAAGUGAUACUUGUAGGUUCAGAUAUAACAUUUUGUUGUGUAACUCAAGAACAGGUGUUAUCUGCACAGAUUGGCAGAAAAAUGUGUCCUCUUAUCCAUCUUGAUGGGGAAAAUGUUGCAAUCAGGAUCCAUAAUAUUUCAGCUUCUGCAAGUAGCGGAACAAAUGUGGUUUUCACAACAGAAACAAACAUGGUUGGAACAGUUAUUUUUGCAGGAUAUCCGCCUGAUAUUCCUCAAAAACUGAAUUGUGAAACACGUGAUUUAAAAGAGAUCGUAUGCACUUGGGAUCCAGGAAGAUCGACAGAAUUGGUGGGCCCACGCAAUACAAGUUACACUUUAUUUGAAAGUUUUUCAGGAAAAAAUAUUGUAUUUAAAAGAGUUGAAGAGCCCAUAAAUGAAAGCUAUCAGUUGUUCUUUCAGAUGAUUCCAAAUCAAGAAAUAUAUAAUUUUACCUUGAAUGCUCAUAAUCCUGUUGGUCAUUCAGAAUCAACAAUUUUAGUUAACAUAACUGAAAAAGUUUAUCCUCAUACUCCUACUUCAUUCAAAGUGAAAGAUACUAAUUCAACAGCUGUUAUACUUUCUUGGCAUUUACCAGGCAACUUUGCAAAAAUUAAUCUUUUGUGUCAAAUUGAAAUUACUAAAGUUAAUUCAGUGCAAGAAUUGCGGAAUGCCACAAUCAAAGGAGUAGAAAAUUCAAGUUAUCUCGUUACUGUGGGCAAGUUAAACCCAUAUACUACAUAUACUUUUCGGAUUCGUUGUUCUACUGAAACUUUCUGGAAAUGGAGCAAAUGGAGCAAUGAAAAACAGCAUUUAACCACAGAAGCCAUUCCUUCAAAGGGACCAGAUACUUGGAGAGAGUGGAGUUCUGAUGGAAAAAAUUUAAUAAUCUAUUGGAAGCCUUUACCCGUUAAUGAAGCUAAUGGAAAAAUACUUUCCUAUAAUGUAUCAUGUUCAUCAGAUGAGGACACGCAGUCCCUCUCUGAGAUCCCUGAUCCUCAACACAAAGCAGAAGUACAACUUGAUAAAAAUGAUUACAUCAUCAGUGUGGUGGCAAAAAAUUCUGUUGGCUUAUCUCCACCUUCAAAAAUAGCUAGUAUGGAAAUUCCAAAUGAUGACCUCAAAAUAGAGCAGGCCAUUGGAAUGGGAAAUGGGAUUUUUCUCACUUGGAAUUAUGAUCCCAACAUGACUUGUGACUAUGUUAUUAAAUGGUGUAACUCAUCUCAGUCAGAACCAUGCCUUAUGGACUGGAAAAAGUUCCCGUCAAACAUCACUGAAGCUCUAAUAGAAUCUGAUCAGUUUCAACCAGGUGUGAGAUACCAUUUUUUCUUGUAUGGGUGCAGAAAUCAGGGAUAUCAAUUAUUACGCUCCAUAGUUGGAUAUAUAGAAGAAUUAGCUCCAAUUGUUGCACCAAAUUUUACUGUUGAGGAUACUUCUGCAGAUUCAAUAUUAGUAAAAUGGGAAGAUAUUCCUGUAGAAGAGCUUAGGGGCUUUCUAAGAGGAUAUUUAUUCUACUUUGAAAAAGGAGAGAGAGGUACAUCUAAGAUAAGGGGUUUGGAAUCAGGUCGUUCUGACAUAAAAGUUAAGAAUAUUACCGACAUAUCCCAGAAGACACUGAGAAUUGCUGAUCUUCAGGGUAAGACAAGCUACCAUCUGGUCCUGCGGGCCUACACGGAUGGUGGCGUGGGCCCAGAGAAGAGCAUGUACGUGGUGACAAAGGAGAACUCUGUGGGAUUAAUUAUUGCCAUUCUCAUCCCAGUGGCCGUGGCUGUUGUUGUUGGAGUGGUAACUAGUAUCCUUUGCUACCGGAAACGAGAAUGGAUUAAAGAAACUUUCUACCCUGAUAUUCCAAAUCCAGAAAAUUGUAAAGCAUUACAGUUUCAAAAGAGUGUCUGUGAGGGGAACAGUGCCGUUAAAACAUUGGAAAUGAAUCCUUGCACCCCAAACAGUGUCGAGGUUCUGGAAACGCAGUCAGCAGUUCCUAAAAUAGAAGAUACAGAGAUAAUUUCCCCAGUAGCUGAGCGUCCUGAAGAGAGCUCUGAUGCCGAACCAGAAAACCAUGUGGUUGUGUCCUAUUGCCCGCCGAUCAUUGAGGAAGAAAUACCGAAUCCAGGAGGGGAUGAAGCCGGAGGUACUUCCCAAGUCAUUUAUAUCGAUAUUCAGUCAAUGUAUCAGCCUCAAGCAAAACCAGAGGAAGACCAGGAAAAUGACUCUGUAGGGGGGGCAGGCUAUAAGCCACAAAUGCACCUCCCUAUUCCUUCUACUGUAGAAGAUACCACUGCAGAAGAUGACUUAGACAAAACUGCAGGUUAUAGACCUCAGGCAAAUGUAAAUACUUGGAAUUUAGUUUCUCCAGACUCUCCCAGAUCCACAGACAGUAAACAGAAGUUGUCCUCUUUUGGCAGUCCAUGUUCCAUUAAUUCCCGACAAUUUUUGAUUCCUCCUAAAGAUGAAGACUCUCCUAAAUCUGGUGGAGGAGGGUGGUCCUUUACAAACUUUUUUCAGAACAAACCAAACGAUUAACAUGGUCAUCUGGACACUUCAGUCUGCCAUCUCAAUAAGCUCUUACUGCUAGUGUUGCUUGGCCAGCACUGGGUAUCCCUGGAGGGCUCCUGUGAAGUAUUGUUAGUGAGGUGAUGUGCAAGUUACACCGGAAGUGUUAAUGUGUUGUUGACUUAGUCUAAAAGCCGAAGUAGAGCAACUCAAAUUCAGUCCGUGAGACUCAAGAUUUGGAGCUAUUUGUGAUUUGAGCCAAAGAAUUCUCAUGUACUCUACCUACAAGAAGCAUUUCAGGACUAAUACUGUCUAGUUCAUGCAAAACAAAUCCCACAGUAACUGUUUUCUAUCCCGUUGUUAAUGGUUUUCUCAUAUGUAGUCUUCGUCGAAUUCCAAGCAGAUUUGCAGGCAAGGGAGAAAAAUGUCAAAUUGACAGCUAAUGUUUAUUUGCCUGACUUUUCCUCUAAUUGAAAACCAAGCACACAUUUUAAAACUUGUAUGAUUAAUUUUUCAUGUAAUGACAGCUAUUUAGUGUUUUGUUUGAUAAAGCAUGCUGAUUUCUGUGCCUACUGUAUAUGGUUAUCAAAUAGUUGACUCAGGGGUACAAACUUGGAAUAUGAGUAUGACACUGACCAGCCCAGAUCCCGAAUCCUGCUUUGGUAGAUUUUCCAAACCUUUCCAUUGUUUUUUUAGUUUUUAUGCUGGCUUCUUUUCUUGCCAUUGGUUUCCCUCCUAUUUAAAAUUUAAAUUUCUAAGACUAUAGAUUUAAGUUUGAAAAAAAAAUCCAUUUUAUUUUGUGACAGUGUCAGUUUUAUAAGUAUAUAGGCAAAGCCAUAUAUGCUCUUCAAUAUUAUUCAUGAGUGUAUAAUUCCAUGAAUCUACUAUGAGACUACUAAGCAAUAUCUAGCGGCAUUGGCUAUCCAAGUAGUUCUGACUGGUUUUUAGUUCCUCAGUCACCCUGGCGGCGAUGCUCUUUGAUACCUCGUGGCAGGUGGUCCUUCUGCUUGUGAGUCUUAGCAGUUCCUCCCUCUUAAAUGAUCAGUACUGACUGAUCAGGUUCUCAAAGUGAUAAUGCUUCUUAGAGAAAUAAUUACUCAAGGGCUCUUUGAUAUUCAAUGUCAUAAAAUUGAUUUGAAUUAACAAGCAUCCCUGCAUCUCAGGUGCAGCGGUUGCUUUGUGAGCUGUAGAGUUGCCCUCAGCACAGCAUCCUCUCCCCAUCCUUGUUUUUCGUAAGUAAUGUCUAGUAUGAGUAAUGUGGUUCUUGGAAAAGCAUAUAAUGAAAACCUAAAGAGUCUGUCUUGUGGUUUCCCUGCCCUAAUGUUGUCUAUGCAUUUCCUCUUUUGGUAGUUAAGGAAAAAGUACUUGAAAAUUUCAAAUAUCUUAAUAAGUUAAGAUGUGCUCUUUUUUAAAUCAUCUAAUGUAGUGUUCUGUAAUGUAUUUGCAAGUAAUGAAUUAGUUUUUUUUUUUUCCUAGCUCAUAAUGUAUCUUUUUAAAAACGAUGUUGUGGAAAAAACAGCCACAUAGUGACAAAGGGACAAAAUCUGUUCGGGUACUCUGUUUAUGAAUCCUGAUUUUAACUGCUAGAGUUUAGCAAAAUUCCUGAGCAUCAUGAUUUAUGGAUAUGUGGAACAAAAAACAAUUAAUUUAAUAUACAUAGUAUAUUAAAACUGUAAAAUAACUCCUAGAAAUUCUCAGCAAUGAAAAUAUAUCAAACCAGAGCCAUCCCUGAACAGAGUUUCUCUGUUGUCUUCUUUGUACCCUCUCUGGCUCCUUCCCGUGGCUCUCAUCCCAAACACUUAGACCUGGGAGCACCUUCCCUGCAGGACCCUUUCUCUCCCUGCAGAAGCUUGUUGUUACCAUACUCCUCUUGCCCUCAACUUGUGCCCUCAGUUCCCCGUUGAAACUCACCGAUCCCAUGUUUCAUCUCUUUAGGACAGGUGUUUGUUAUAAUAAGAGUUUACUUGAUCCAGACUAACUGAGAUGAUGGGAAAAGACCAGAAGAGAUUGAUCUCUGUCAUCAGUGUAUGUGCAUUUCAGCUGUGAUAUCUGGAUCCAGUGCCCCUUCUGACUUAAAGGUAUAGUAACUUGUUUGGUUGGCAAAUGGUGGAAAACUCUUGGGGCUCUGGAGUCCUUACACUGCCCAAGAUUUCACUGCCAUUCCUGUAUGAGAAAGGUUCCAAGGGCUGCCUCUCCCCUGCCUUUAGAGUUCCAACAUAACACACCCAUGAGGAUCACUGGCCUAAUGAGAAGCAGUAAUGCUCUAUUAAUCUGGGCAAACUUAUAACUCCCCGUAUGUUUGGAAGAAUACAGUUUAGGCCUGGGUGCAAUUAGGUUUCCUUAUAUUUCCCCAUAGCAUUGAACACAACCAGACCCACUGUGAAGAUCCAAGGUUAUUACCUACACACACAUACCGCACCCUACCCCCUGCCCCGUGUACCUCAGGGACCCUCAACUCAGAGAGGAAGGAGUGUGAGUGAGAACCUUUUCUGACACGUCUGGUGGUUUGUGGCACUGGAGACACUGGCCAGCACCCCGCUCCCAGCGCAGAAGGUGGGCCAUGGUGGUCAUGCUACAUCCAGUCACAUCAGCUCCUUCAGCUUUGGGGAGGGUGAUCGAGAGGACUGGUUAGACAGGGAGGCUGCAUGUGUUCUCUUUGUCCCUCCCUGGCUGGGAAAACAAUUGGCAAAUCCCCCUUUCAUCAACUAAAGCCAGACAUUAGUUAGAAGAUUCUGAAGGUCUAAAUUAGAAUUUUGUUUCAGUAAUGUCUGUUGAAUAGAUAUAUAGGACACAUUUGAUGUCUCUGACAUUUUUAAGCUAAAUUUCAAAUCACGCUUCCUUUGUGAGGAAUGAAUAUUUUGGUGGUCCUUAGGACUGCGCUUCUUUUGUGAGUGGCCAUAUUAAAGAAACAAUAUUUAAUACAAUGAUACUCUCAGAAAAUUUAGCUUGGCUUUUGACAUUAAAUAGACCUUGUACCUUAUGUAUUGAUGGAUUUGUGCACAAAAAAAUCGUUUCAGUCAUCUCAAUUUGUUGAACCAGUAUAGAACCCUGAACUUGAGAUGGUGGCCCCGAGUAUCUGGAUAGUUAUGUUGUAUGUUUACGUGCUUAUGUGACAGAGGUGCUUUGUCCCUGCAGCUUAGAAACAGAAGCAGCCAUUCAUUGGAAAUUUUAAGAGAGGAAGUAUCAGCCUCAUUUGCCAUACCGGCAUUACUUUCACGGCUCAUGGAUCUGAAGGAUUGCAUUUAGAAUAGCUAGUGUAAUUGAACUCUCAGAAACUUUGGCAAGAAGUCACAUUCUUAAAACUUCAUGCUUUAUUCUUUUUGUUUUCUUAUUGGAAACUAGUCCUGUAAUUUCUUAAUUUUUUUCAUACCGUCCAUAUUUAAAGAACAUUACAGUCCUUUCUGGAUUUGAAUAAUUAGAUGUGUUAGCAAAGGGGGUGAGAGAACAUUUUCUUCCAAAAAAGUUGAAAUCAAUUUUAUGAUAUUUUGAAAUUUAAACACUCCUGAACAUGUUGUCAGUAUUCAGAAAAUGUUAUCCCCAGUUUUUGAACUGCUCAGGCACAUAAUCUGAUAAAACAUUUUUUGUUUUUACUCUAAAGUAAUUUUUGUUGCUUUCUGUUCUGAGCCAUAUUUAAAGUUUUUUACCUUUUACACAAUGCCAUUUUUUUAUUUUGAAAGUGUGAAAUUGGGCAUCACUCAAGGGUAAUGUGUGGGAUCCUUAAUUCCAAAGACUAGGCACAUCAUGGGAGUUCAGUGAUUAUUUUUUAUUGACUGAGUCCCAUUCCAGAGGGUUCAACAGAGUUUUCCUGAAGGGUGGUAUAUAUCCUCUAUCUUGUGUGGGCCUGAGACUGCUGGUUCAAAGAUUCAGAUUUACAGAUGGAAACAUGGGAAAGCCUCAUUCAUCAAGUUACUAGAUACCUUCAUGAUCUCUCAUUUUAGUUGUUCCUAGUUUCUUUUUAUUUAAUGGGUAAACAACUUGGGGCAUAUUUGUACCAACCAGCAUGUGUUCUGGCAAAGAAACAAUACAUUGAUGUAUGAGCUUAAUUGAUUAAUAGAGGAACUCAUUGUCUUGAUAAAAUAUUUCCUCAAAGCAAUUAUUUUAAACUGAUAUUUCCUGCUCUAAUACAGCUUCAUGGUAUCAUGCCCAUCUUUUAUAUCCAGAAGGCAGUUUUUCACAGAAGAAAAUGAUUUGUGGCCAAAUUUCCCGAAAAUGCAUCUUUUAGACAUAGCCUUAGAGUAUCACUGGAAAUUACUUGGUUUGAAUUUGGUUUGUUUAUAUCUCUGUGGAUUAUAUACCAGGCUACUAAAUAGUAUUUAAACUUCUUAUUUCACUUGGGUGGUUAGAUUUUUAUUCCCUUUCAAUUUGUGCCUUUGUCUUAAAUAUUUUACAUGGCCAUAUUCUUGUUAAUUAUAGUACAAACUAUUUUUAAUACUGGUAUAGAGGGCUAAAAACAACAUUUAAUUAAUUGACUGAUGUAUGAAGCUGUAUUGUAAUGUUAAAGUUUCAGGGGAUAUAAAUUGGUCUAGAAUAUAUCCAAAUUGUAAUUAUGAUAUUGGGUUAUAGUAGGAUCCUAUUGUUUUAAUGGUGAGAACAGUAGUGCUUGUUUCUGCCAUAUGAGGAAUGUUAAUAUUUUGGAUGAUAGUGUCCAAGUUAUAAACAGAAUUUAAGCAAGACAAAUUCUAACCACAACAUUUUAAUGAAAAUUAAUGUUUUAGGUGGGAAACCUUCUGAAUUAUACAUGUAUACAUACCUGCAAGUGCCUAGCUGAAGAAUCAUGGAAACGUGAAAUUCAAAAGCUCUUAUCUAUGUAGACUAUAACUGAUGGAGCAUUAACCAAAUAUAAAGAUGGAGCAUUAACCAAAUAUAAAGCAGUAGUAAUUUACAUUACUUUUUGUUGUUAUAACUCAUUCACCUAAAAACUAAGGCAUGUAAAUGGAGGAGAAAAAUGGAUGUUUAAUUGAUGAGGAAAUCGAUAUUUAUUAUCAAUUGAUCAACUUACCAAUUGAUAUUACAAAUUAUCAAUUGAUAUUACUUACGUCUUCUAAGAUUCCCUUAACAGUAGCCAGUCAGGGCUUUAAAAAAAAAAAACUUAUAACAACAUAGACCUCGUGCUCUCCUAAGCCGAAAAUACUUUGUACACCUGACUGAGUGUUUCACUUAAAUUUAUUGAAUUUCUUUUUUUAUUUAAAAUACAUUUCCGUUUAGAAUUAUUUCAUUUUAAAUGGGUAGCUUUCAAUUUCUGAGCUUAAUAUUAUUCCUCAGCAUCUUUUGAUUGUAAAAGAUCAAAAGAUUUCUAGGUGGUAAUACAAUUUCCAUUAAAAUGUGUAAAAUUUUAAGUUAACUGUUAGUAUUAAUGUUAAUAUUCUUGCAGUUGUUCACAGAAAAGAACACAGAUUGGUGGUUUUUAUAACGUUACUUUUUCAAAUAUUCUCUCCCAAUUUGUUUCUAAAUACUUUUCCCCAUUUUUUCUAAUGUAUCAUAAUCUAGUGGCUUCUCCUAUUUAAUGUUCUCCUAACAACGUUUAGGAAAAAAUGUGUCAUUGAGAAUUACGUGGUUGAAGGCAACACACAAAAAGAAACCCUAUACAGUUCAUUUUUGUGAAGAGGUAGAUUUAAUGUGAUAUCCUGUUAUUUUCUCAAAAAGAAGCAUAGCUUUUUUAAAAAUACGUUUCAAUUCAAAAUUUCUUGAAUAUGAUGGGCCUGGCUAGAAAGACAUCCUAAUUUGCAAUAGUACCUUUUUAAAGGUGUGCACCCUGUCCGAAGGUAAAUCAGCUUUCCUAGUGUUGAUGUUUCUUUUCUUCUUUCUCCUUACCUUGCCAUAAGUCAGAGGUCCUCAUAAUGCUAGGAAAUUCCUGUUUUUCACUUUCAAAAUUGAAUUAUAGUGAAUUACUGUUUACAACAUACACAUACUGUGAACAGAUACAAGUUUUGUCUUUUAUAAGGUUGUUUGUAGAGUGAGUGUAUUUUUUUAAAGGGGGUGUUAUAUGUUAAAUAUUUUCAGUUUUUUAUAAUUACUAGUAACUGUUAACUAAUUUUCAUUCAGUCAGUUGUGUAUAAAUAUAACUGAAAGGAGACAGGGAGAAACUGCAGAGCCACAACUUCCCUUUUAAAUUUCUUGAAAUGUUACCACUACAGAAUUUUUUUUCUAACCAGAAUGAUUGCUUAUUGAUGUGCUAUCCCUAAAAUCAUAUUCCCAAAAGUCAUAUGAGGAAACACAUAUACUGGAAAUAAACUAUAGAUUGAAGUAUAUUGGUGUGAUUCAGUCUGAUUCACAGAAAUCCAAGUUUAAUAUGGAAUAAAACAGCUCUAUCUACAGAGAUGAAAACAGGCAUUUUCUACCUUGUGAAAGUUUGGAGAUUUUGUUGCUGUUAGAAUGGAAAAUUUGGACAUUUUAUAUCAUUGUAUAAUUUCAGACUUUAGUUUCCGUAUCUUUUGGAAAAUAUGGUUAUAGCAAGAACAUACAAUGUAAGUAACCUAUUACUAAGACAGCAUAGAUGUAAAGCUAGUAUGCUUGGCUGUUAACUCUAACAAUGUUACUUAUGUCUGUUUUUAAAACAUGCAUGUAUUUAACAAUUUUACCAUAGUAUUGUCAUGAAAAAUAAAUAAAUAUAUUUUCUUACAUCUUA
Messenger RNA from Choloepus didactylus (southern two-toed sloth), 10197 nucleotides. RefSeq names its product LIF receptor subunit alpha (gene LIFR). Gene Ontology annotation, cellular component: membrane; external side of plasma membrane; signaling receptor complex. The record is from RefSeq and is a predicted model, not a curated record. NCBI's taxonomy places the organism in Eukaryota, Metazoa, Chordata, Mammalia, Pilosa, Megalonychidae. Gene Ontology annotation, biological process: cytokine-mediated signaling pathway; positive regulation of cell population proliferation. Gene Ontology annotation, molecular function: oncostatin-M receptor activity; leukemia inhibitory factor receptor activity; cytokine binding.